AUGUCAAUGCUUAGAGCCUCUCGUGCUUCCAUUCUGCGGUCGCAAAAGUCUCUGAAUAGAUCGCUGGCCACUGCCGCUUCUUCAGACUUCUUCGCAGUCCCACAAGAGUUCAAGUCCCGAACACCCCCCUAUGAGGCUUUGCUUAACCGUCUGUCCAUCGUCAAGUCCAUUCUCAAUGACCAGCCUUUGACUUUGGCCGAGAAGAUUCUCUACUCGCACUUGGUCGACCCCACAGAGUCCCUCACCUCCUCAAAUACUAAGGACAUUCGUGGUCAAGCUUACCUCAAGCUUAACCCAGACCGUGUUGCCAUGCAAGAUGCUUCUGCCCAAAUGGCUCUUCUUCAGUUCAUGACCUGCGGUAUGCCCUCUACUGCUGUUCCUGCUUCCAUCCACUGUGACCACUUGAUUGUGGGCCACGACGGUGCUGACCAGGAUCUUCCCCGCUCUAUUGCUGCCAACAAGGAAGUUUUUGACUUUUUGCAAUCAUGCGGUAAAAAGUACGGUAUCCAGUUCUGGGGUCCCGGCUCAGGUAUUAUCCACCAAAUCGUCCUCGAAAACUUUUCUGUCCCUGGUCUCAUGAUGCUUGGUACUGAUUCUCAUACCCCUAACGCCGGCGGUCUUGGUGCCAUCGCCAUUGGUGUUGGUGGUGCCGAUGCUGUCGAUGCCCUCACAGGUACCCCCUGGGAACUCAAGGCCCCCAAGAUUCUCGGUGUCAAGCUUACUGGCCAACUGAGUGGCUGGUCGGCCCCCAAGGACGUCAUCACUCACCUCGCAGGUCUUCUUACUGUCCGUGGUGGUACUGGCUCCAUCAUUGAGUACUUUGGUGAAGGUGUUCAAACUCUUUCUUGCACUGGUAUGGCCACCAUUUGCAAUAUGGGUGCCGAGCUUGGUGCCACCACCUCCACCUUCCCCUACACUGCUUCCAUGCAAAGAUACCUCACCGCCACUCACCGUGCUCCCAUUGCCGAGGCUGCCCAACGCGUCAAUGACAAGUUUGGUUUCCUACGUGCUGACGAAGGUGCUGAGUAUGACCAGGUUGUUGAAAUCGACCUGUCCACCCUCGAGCCUCACGUGAAUGGUCCCUUCACUCCAGAUCUCGCUACCCCCAUCUCCAAGUUUGCCGAGACCGCUAAGGAGAAGGAAUGGCCCGCUGAAAUCUCUGCAGGUCUUAUUGGCUCCUGCACAAACUCUUCUUACCAGGACAUGACCCGUGCUGCUUCCAUCAUUGCUGAGGCUACCAAGAACGGUCUCAAGCCCAAGAUCCCCUUCUUUGUGACCCCUGGUUCGGAACAGAUUCGCGCCACCAUUGAACGUGACGGUCUUACCAAGACUUUUGAAGAUGCUGGUGCCAAAAUCCUAGCCAAUGCCUGCGGUCCAUGCAUUGGUCAAUGGGAUCGUUCCACCGAAUCGCUUUAUGCCGACAAUAAGGAAGAAAAGACUCCCAGAAACUCCAUCUUCACUUCCUUCAACAGAAACUUCCGUGCCCGUAACGAUGGUAACCCCAACACCUUCAACUUCUUGACAUCACCUGAAAUCGUGACAGCCAUGAUUUACGCCGGUAGCACCAACUUCAACCCCCUCAAGGACACCAUUGUGACUGAGAGCGGCAAGGAGUUCAAGUUCUCCCCUCCUCCUCUUGCCAAGGAGCUCCCUGAUGUUGCCGAUGGUGGCUUCACCAAGGGCCCCCGCUCACAGUACUACCCUGAGACUGACCCCACGCCCGUUCCUGAGACUGAGGUUGUUGUUUCACCUACCUCUGAUCGUUUAAGUUUGCUUGAGCCCUUUGAGCCCUUUGAUAACAAGGAGAUUUCAGCCAACGUUUUGCUCAAAGUCCAGGGCAAGUGCACAACUGACCACAUUUCUGCCGCUGGUGUGUGGCUCAAGUACAAGGGACAUUUGGAAAACAUUUCCUACAACACACUGAUUGGUGCCCAGAACAAGGAGAAUGGCAAGGUCAACGUUGUUGAGGACUUUGAUGGAAAGGAGAUGUCUAUUCCAGAUCUCAUGAUCAAGUGGAAGGAAGAGGGCCGCCCUUGGUUGGUUGUUGCUGAGCACAACUACGGUGAGGGAUCUGCUCGUGAACACGCUGCUCUGUCACCACGUUUCCUUGGUGGUAAGAUCAUUCUUGUCAAGUCAUUUGCGCGUAUCCACGAGACCAAUCUUAAGAAGCAGGGUGUUUUGCCCUUGACUUUUGCCAAUGAGGCUGACUAUGAUCGGAUCAGCUCCACUGAUAAGAUUGAGACUUUGGAUCUGCUCGAUAUGCUGGAAAAGGAUGGCAACAAUGGCGGUGAGCUCAAGCUUCGUGUGACCAAGCAGGACGGUACCACUUUUGACAUUACAACUAAGCACACCAUGUCCAAGGAUCAGGUUAACUUUUUCAAAGCCGGAUCUGCCAUUAAUUACAUUGGCAAUCAGCGCAAGGCCCAGCUUGCCAACAAGCAGUAA
Molecule: messenger RNA, 2445 nt
Organism: Magnusiomyces paraingens
Lineage: Eukaryota; Fungi; Ascomycota; Dipodascomycetes; Dipodascales; Dipodascaceae
Exons: 2
Coding region: 1-2445 (814 amino acids)
Biological process (GO): tricarboxylic acid cycle
Cellular component (GO): cytosol; mitochondrion
Molecular function (GO): 4 iron, 4 sulfur cluster binding; aconitate hydratase activity
Source: RefSeq, a predicted model, not a curated record